AUGAACUCCUCACUUCGUUAUCCAUAUGUACGUCGUAGCACUGCACAUGUGGAUGGUGCCGCUCUACAGCAUCUUUUAUUGAACGAACGAGUAUGGCGUAAUGCGUUCGCUAAGGGUCCAAAAGUCGUCGAAUCAGGCAAACAGACCAGAUGGACAACGGUACUCGGCUACGUACAGUUAGUCUACGAGAAGUCGCGUAUUCACUAUCUAAUCCCGGUCAUACUACUCUUUGCCUAUUCACUACUAGGCGGUCUGAUAUUCUGGUCAAUUGAACGGUCUCAUGAGGAAGUUCUACUGAACGAUAAGAGCAAUUUCAUUGAUGCACUGAAGGAGGAGCUUCUGAAUGUGGUCGUACGUAUACACGAUCGAUUAUCCGAAUUCAAUAAAGCAUAA
Messenger RNA from Cooperia oncophora, 393 nucleotides. The record is from the annotation of a GenBank genome assembly. NCBI's taxonomy places the organism in Eukaryota, Metazoa, Nematoda, Chromadorea, Rhabditida, Trichostrongylidae.